Molecule: messenger RNA, 4022 nt
Organism: Ctenocephalides felis (cat flea)
Lineage: Eukaryota; Metazoa; Arthropoda; Insecta; Siphonaptera; Pulicidae
Product: C2 domain-containing protein 5
Exons: 16
Coding region: 200-3811 (1203 amino acids)
Biological process (GO): positive regulation of D-glucose transmembrane transport; positive regulation of vesicle fusion; positive regulation of protein targeting to membrane
Cellular component (GO): plasma membrane
Molecular function (GO): calcium ion binding; calcium-dependent phospholipid binding
Source: RefSeq, a predicted model, not a curated record
AAUGUUUUGACUUAGAAGCAGAUGUUGGUGUAGUAGCAAGGGGUGUAGGUACAGCCGUUACUCUUGUUAAACUUCAUGACGUCAGUCAUCAAACUAAUAAUUACAACACACAAGAUUCUGCACAAGCUGAAGAGUCCACUUCAGUCUUCAAAGCAUAACGGAAAGUCAUGCAUGCAAAUGUAAACUUAGUUCUGAAAAUAUGAAGGUAGAUUUAAUUGAUGACAAAGUUGAACAUGCAGUUACGUUGAAUCCCGCAAAAAAUAUUUUAAAAAAGCAAGAUCAUAUAGAAAAGGAUGAAGAUGAUUCAAUAUGUUUUGAUGUGUUAGAACCACCUUAUAGCUCUAGUACGUCAUCUACAGAUUCUGUUACGUCUAGUAGUGAUGCUUUACUAGAAAAUAUUUCUGACUCCUACAAAAUAGGUUCAGAAGAAAAUGUGGAUACUAUUGUAAAAGCAGUUUUGGCACAAUCUAGCAAUGAUGGUGUUACUAAAAAAUUAUGUUUACCUAAAUCGGGCCUUUAUAAAAACCACAGCGUUUCCGUAGAAGAUAUUAUGUUAUUACGUCCAAAAAUUAAUGUUAUUCCGCCGCAAAUCAUAAAUCGAAAAACAAGACUUAGUCUUAAUGAUGCUUCUAUAAAGCAUGGUGUAUCUUUUUCUGCUCCAAAUUCACCCCAAGGAAUCAAUAAAGAUUGCGAUACAAAUAAUGAGCCAAAGUUCCAGAGACUGUUGCAUCACAUAGGAUUAUUACAUACGGCACCUGUCACUAACAAAGAUUUUGAUUUUACAAGAAGACGUCACAGCUCUAAAAACAAUCAAGAAUAUUCUCUGACAAAUAGCCUUCGCUUUAGCAAUGUAAGGCGGAGUUUUCAACUUGGUUUAAGCCAUAUUAAAAAACCUGAAAUGAAACAAGGCAGUUUAAUAGGAACUGCUAUGCAAACUAUUUUAAUGGACAAAAUAAAUAUUAUGAGUGAGAUUUUGGAUGAAAAUUUAUUAGAUAAAGAUAGCAAAAAUGUUGAAUUCAAUGCAAGCAAAGAGUUCAAAUGCUAUGAUAGACCUGAACCUAGGGAAACAGUUUUAGGCACUCCAUUUAUGUCCUUAGCAGAUUUAACACAAACUUGUUUGGAUUUACAGAAAAAAAGCAAUACUUCUCUACAAUGUUUGAAGGAAGAAACACCAGAAGAAUUUUCCAUCAAACCACAAGUAGAACGUCAGCGCAGUUUCAGCUUGUUUGAUACAGCAAUGGAAACAAUAUUAAUUGACAAAGUUAAUGCCUUAAUGCUAACAUCGCAUUCAACUUUACCUUCAGAGGAAAAUGAUCUUUCUAUUUCCAAUUUCACAUCUAAUUUACUCAAAUCAUCAUCAAAAGCUUUGCAAGAAAACAUUGACAGUCAUGUUAUGUCUGAUGAUAUUGAGUCAUAUUUGUUAGACACUAACCAAUCCUUGCAUGAUAUUCCUAUGUUUUCCGAUUCAUGUAGCGACAGAAUUGGAAGCAGUCCAGUACAUAAGCAGCAGCAGGGUGCUAAUCACCAGAGGACAGAGUCUGUUGGAAACAAAACUGCUCAAAGUCCAAUCAAACACUCACAUGGAUUAAAUAUCAAUAGCAGUCAUCGCCGAUCCUCUGAUUCUGACCUGAGCAUAACUCCUAAAGCUAAUUCUGUGGAACGCUCACAAACAUCUGGUAGACCACACAACAGUACAGCUCUGUUAAGGCCAUCCAUGCAUCAGGAUAAUAUUGAAUUGUUGGAGUACCCUUUCUUAACAUUGACUAAAUAUCCCCAAGGAUUUAUUCAACAUUUAGGUGGUACAGUGACAGCAAGAUCUGUUAAAUUAUUAGAGAGGGUGCCUAAUCCCGAUGAACCAGAAACCAGAGAUACUUGGUGGACUGAGUUAAGAAUGGAGAUUAGAUCUCAUGCAAGAGCACUUGCUUGCAAUGUUGUUCUCGGAUAUUCUGAGAGCACUACAAUAUCGGAUGAUAUCUGCGUACUGUCAGCAACUGGAACUGCUGCUGUAAUAAAUUUGAACUACAAUGCUGCACCUAUAACUGAUAUUAAUUUAGAAACUGCGGCUCAUCAAAAAUCUUCAUAUACUAAUUCUCAACAACCAAUGCAUACAGCAGCUGAACUUAUGACAACGUCUUUAGAUAGAAUUCGAUUUGAACGUGAUGCAAAAGCAGUUAAAGUUGGUGAUCAAAAGGAAAAUGUACCAAAAAGCACAUACGCUCACCCUUUGGAACAUCAUUCACAUAGCUUACCAGAAGAAACAUCCCCUAAGAUAUCAAAUUUUUCUCAACCUGUAGCACCAUCGGCAUGUUCGAUUUGUCACAUCCCUUACACAAAGGCAUCUGUUCCUUUUCGUGUAAAGAUGAUAAAAUGUGCAGUUUGUAGGUCGGGCAAGGUUCCUAAUGUAUUAUUCUGCACAGUCGAAGUUCCUGAUAGUUUGCAGGUUACUGGGAGGGGAUGCUUAGUUCAGGCACAUGUGAUGAAACCAAAACGUGACCUUAGAUCAGAAUUAAAUGCAAGAGAAAUUAGCGAUAGUUUACCAUUUUUGGAAUAUGAAUUGCAUCGUCUUCUUAUCUCUAAACUAAAAGUGAAAGGAAUGAAUGCUAUUUUUGGAUUGAAGGCUACAGUAGCCAUUGGUGAAAGAAUGAUAGCUGCUAUAGCUACAGGAACAGCUGUGUUUCUAACAGCAUUGCCACCGCCUUGCAUACCUACAGUCAUUUCAGGAAAUAGUUUAAAAGAUCUUCCACGGCUGGCAGAACUACAAAGAGCUAUGCAAGAUACUUUAGAUACAAAUCGUGAUGUUUACCAAUUAAAUCCAACAGAUAGAUUAGAUGGGAACAAAGCAAAUCCGUCAGACACAGAAGAUAGUGAUGACGAGCUUGCAGAUUUAGAUCUGGGUGCGGGAAAUAAAGAUGCUUGCAUUAUUGAGGUAGAUGAUACUGAAGAUUUGGAGAUGUUGUCAUUGCUGAUGGAACCGAGACCUCCAGAUGGAUUUCAUGUUGUGAAUACACAAGCAGUGCCUGGUUUACAAGGAUUGGAAAUCAUUAGAAAUUUACAGACAUUUGUUCAAGUUUGGCGUGCUAAAUUACCACACAACCAAGCCAAUAGUAUGUUUCCAAAACAUUUUCAAAGAUUAUUACAAAGUAUCUAUUUUAAACUUCGGAGUAUGAUACCAUGUGCUGUCUGUGACUUGAGAUUUAGAUUAGAUUUGCCAGAAUCUGAUGAACUUCAGCUACUAGUGACGGGAAUGGCCCUAGGUUUAGGAGAGCCAGCUAAAUUUAGCACUACAAAUAAGAAAUUUAUUUCUCACUCUCUCAGUAAGGAUCUUUCACGAGAUAACGAUUUAAUAUUUAGUUUAGAAGAAGAACAAUUGUUUGAUGUAAAUGAGGAAGCACCAGUAUCAUCUCCCCUACAAGAGAAACUAAACAAUUUAGCACUUUUGAGAAAUAAGUCGAGCGGGCUUAGUUUAUCUAGACAUUUACCUCUUAGAGAACGAUAUGGGGUGGACAUAACUCCGCUAAGUUAUGUACCUGGUGGAAGAAUUGAUAGGUACUUAGGAAACUUGAACUUUUUUUUCAUAAGAGAAAGUACUUCUAUAAGAGAGAAUGGUGGCAUAAGUGGAUUUGUUCACGGUUUUAUUACUGAGAUUCUUGCAGUGGUACGAGCUCAUGCCACAGCAUUGGGUGGUAAUGCUAUGGUGGCAUAUUAUAUGACAGAAUUAAUACUAGUUGACAAUUUACAUAAAAAUCAAGGUCAGUGCAUAGUCAGCGUGGGCGGAGAUGUGGUAUUUGUUUCUUAUUUCACAGAUGAUUAAUUGAAGUCAAUUAUUUUUGUAUAUUGCUUUAACAAGUAUGAACUGAUAUAAAUAAAUUAAGGAACUAAAAUAUUUGUAAAGUCCCAAUAGAUUUGUAAAGAGUGCAAUUGUACACCAAUACAAUUAGUUUGGGCAAUAGUAGAUUCAAAGUCAUUUUAAGGUGAUCAAAAUUUGUGCAUUAUUACACUGUUGAUCUCUUCUUCGACUUACU